AUGAAUGAGCUAAGAAAAUUAAGCAUUACACAAAUGCACGAAGGUUUGAAUAAAAAAGAUUUUUCUUCAGUCGAGCUUAUAGAGGCACACAUAAAUGCAGUUGAAAAUGAAAAAUUAAAUGCGUUUAUAACAAAAACCCCAGAAAUAGCUAUGAAAGCUGCCAAAGCUGCGGAUGAAAAUUUUUCUAAGCGAGAAAAUUCACCGUUAAUGGGAAUACCUGUUGGUGUUAAAGAUUUAUUUUGUACUGCAGGAAUUAAAACAACAGCUGCUUCAAAAAUGCUAGAAAAUUUUAUUCCAACUUAUGAAUCUACA
This is a messenger RNA of Cinara cedri, 312 nucleotides long. The record is from the annotation of a GenBank genome assembly. Lineage: Eukaryota; Metazoa; Arthropoda; Insecta; Hemiptera; Aphididae.